GAGACUUCAUUGACACAUGUGCUCUUUAACAGGACGUACAUAACCUUUGUUGUCUUUGAAGUGUAAUAAUCUUUUUUAUAAAACAAUGGGGAAACAAAAACGUCCAAGACGAAAACCGCAUAAAGAAAAUCCCACAGGAUUUGUAUCGACUAAUCAUUUCGAAGAAAUAGAAGAUUUUACAAAUGUCGACAAAGAAGAAGCAUUGCAAAAAGUAUACGAGGAAGUACAAUCUUCAAUUUUAGAAGAAAAAUUAUCCGGUUUGCAAACAUUAGAAUCUAUGUCUUGUAGUAAAAGUAUGGCUGAACGAAUAGCCAUGGAUGGUAUUGCUAAAAUUCUUGGUCCUUUACUUAUUGAUCAUAGUAUACCAGUAAGAGCUUCUGUUGCAAGUACUUUGAGACAUAUAGUUGAGAAUGGUGGAGAAAAAGCUUGUACAAAAUUUGUUAAUGACGAUAUCAUGACUCCUUUAUCUACUUUGUUUAAAAUAGAUUACAGAGAAUGGCAACCAAAGUUGGAUUGUGCAAUAAAAGGAAAAAUAUGCGACGAAAAAGAAACAUUUAUUCAAGCUAUUACAUUGCUUUGGUCUUUAUGUGAAAAUAAUGAAGUAGCUAUCAAGCAUGUAAAUGAAUUAGAUCUUAUGUCAAUUUUAUUACCAUAUUUUGAUAUUGCCACGUAUGGAACAGAAAUAAGUAUUGUGGUAGCACAGUGUAUACUUGCUCUAUCAGAGGAUAAUCCCAUUGCACUUGAAGAACUUAAAGAAUAUGAACAAAAUUUAUUGAAUUUGUUAAAUUUAAAAGUUAAUGAUGACAUAUCAUCUUGCGAUAUGGUAUUAUUAAAAACUUUAGUAAGUGGUAUAUUAAUGAAUAUAAAUAGUCAUACUGAAAGUAACAAAAUUCAUAUAGUUAGUCAAGUUAUAAAUGUUUUAUCAGAAACACUGGUUAUAGAUAACAUUAAUUUAUCAUGUAAUUUGUCUACAACUUUGUCAGAGGAGAAAGAAAAAUUUUCUAGAGAUACUCAAAAGAAAAUACGAGAAUUCAGAAAGUUACUUGGAGCCCAACAACAAGCAUUAGAGAUUUUGACUAAUUUAUGUUCAGAAGAUCAAGAAAAUGAAUUGUAUUCUGAAAUAGAUGAUUCUGAGCAAAUAGAGGGUGAAGAACCUAUGGAUGAUGAUGAAUCUACUAGCAAUAAUUUUUGUCAAUUAAUUUCGUCAUUACCAGUAGAACUGAUAGAAGUUAUCAGCAAUUCUAAUUUGUUAAAAAAAGUUUGGAAUAAAACUACAGAUAUAAACAAUGUGAUUCGUGAAUCUUUUUCACAGAGCAUUGAAGGAAGAACACUUUUAAAACAGAUUCAUUUAUUGAGAUGUAGAGCAUAUUUAUGUUUACAUAAUUUUAUAUCUACUUUAGAUAUUAGUAUAUUAGGUGGUGUGGAAAAUUUGUACAGUACAUGGUGUGAAAUUGGAACAAUUGUCUUUAAAGAUGCAGAUAUGAAUGAUAUUGAAUUAUUAGAAUCAGCAACUGCUGCUUUGAGGGCUAUUCUUCAAAAACUGACAGAAGUACAGGCAAAUACAUUUUCCAAAUUGACUGUAGCUGAUAUACAACCAAUGUUGAAUGGAGAGAGACAGUGUCCAAAUGCAAAUAUUCGUGUUAAUUUAAUAAGGAUUUUAGGAAAUUUAGCUUUGAUUAUAUCUAACAAUGACAAUUUACAUAAAUAUGAUAUAAUGAAGCACAUAAGUGUAUUUUUAUUAGUAACUUGUGCAACUGAACCUGUAGCAUGGGUUAUAGGAGAAUGUUUGGAUGCAUUAAUGGAUAUAUUUUCUGAAGAUGAGACAGACAAAUUAGCAGGAGAGAUUCAAUUAACGGUUAAAUUACGGGAACUGAUACCAAUUUUUAAAAAUAAGGUUCGAGAACAGAAAAAAGCUUUAGGAGAUAACGUAGCAGUGAUAUCUACGGUAAAUACGAAUAUUAUACGAUUUAUAAAAUAUAAAGAAAAACGUAUAAAACAUUUGAAAUGAACGAAAAAGAAAUUAUAUAUUGUAUAUAUAUAUAUAUAUA
This is a messenger RNA of Vespula pensylvanica (western yellowjacket), 2048 nucleotides long. RefSeq names its product HEAT repeat-containing protein 3. Bases 86 to 2008 code for a protein of 640 amino acids. Lineage: Eukaryota; Metazoa; Arthropoda; Insecta; Hymenoptera; Vespidae. The record is from RefSeq and is a predicted model, not a curated record. The transcript is spliced from 6 exons. Gene Ontology annotation, biological process: ribosomal large subunit biogenesis; protein import into nucleus.